Molecule: messenger RNA, 5562 nt
Organism: Castor canadensis (American beaver)
Lineage: Eukaryota; Metazoa; Chordata; Mammalia; Rodentia; Castoridae
Source: RefSeq, a predicted model, not a curated record
CCACACCUUACUGUUGUGUGGAUCUAUAUUCACUGCGUACUGGGGAGAUGGUCAAAUCUAUUCAGUUCAAAACAGCAAUUUAUGAUCUCCACUGCAAUAAGCGGAUCCUCGUUGUAGUCUUGCAGGAGAAAAUUGCUGCCUUUGAUAGCUGUACUUUCACAAAAAAAUUUUUUGUCACAAGUUGUUAUCCUUGUCCUGGGCCAAACAUGAAUCCUAUUGCUCUUGGGAGCCGCUGGCUUGCUUAUGCAGAAAAUAAGUUGAUUCGAUGUCAUCAGUCUCGUGGUGGAGCCUGUGGAGACAACAUUCAGUCUUAUACUGCCACAGUCAUUAGUGCUGCUAAAACAUUGAAAAGUGGCCUGACAAUGGUUGGGAAAGUUGUCACUCAGUUGACAGGCACGCUGCCCUCAGGUGUGACCGAAGAUGAUGUUGCCAUCCAUAGUAACUCAAGACGGAGUCCUCUGGUCCCAGGCAUCAUUACAGUUAUUGACACUGAAACAGUUGGAGAAGGGCAGGUGCUGGUGAGCGAGGACUCUGACAGUGAUGGCAUCGUGGCCCACUUCCCUGCCCAUGAGAAGCCAGUGUGCUGUAUGGCUUUUAAUGCCAGUGGAAUGCUUUUAGUCACAACAGACACCCUUGGCCAUGACUUUCAUGUCUUCCAAAUUUUGACUCAUCCUUGGUCCUCAUCACAAAGUGCUGUCCAUCAUCUAUACACUCUUCACAGGGGAGAAACUGAAGCCAAAGUUCAGGAUAUCUGCUUCAGCCAUGACUGUCGCUGGGUUGUGGUCAGUACUCUUCGUGGUACUUCCCAUGUUUUCCCCAUCAACCCUUAUGGUGGCCAGCCCUGUGUUCGCACACAUAUGUCACCACGAGUGGUGAAUCGCAUGAGCCGUUUCCAGAAAAGUGCUGGGCUGGAAGAGAUUGAACAAGAACUGACUUCUAAGCAAGGCGGUCGUUGUAGCCCUGUUCCAGGUCUAUCAAGCAGUCCUUCUGGCUCACCCCUUCAUGGGAAAUUGAACAGCCAAGACUCUUACAACAAUUUUACUAAUAACAAUCCUGGCAACCCCCGGCUCUCUCCUCUCCCCAGCCUGAUGGUAGUGAUGCCUCUUGCACAGAUCAAGCAGCCAAUGACAUUGGGUACCAUCACCAAACGAACGGGGCCUUAUCUCUUUGGAGCAGGAUGUUUUUCCAUAAAAGCUCCAUGCAAAGUUAAACCACCUCCACAAAUUUCACCCAGCAAGUCAAUGGGCGGAGAGUUUUGCGUGGCUGCUAUCUUUGGGACAUCCAGGUCAUGGUUUUCAAAUAAUGCAGGUCUAAAAAGAGAAAAAGAUCAGUCCAAGCAAGUUUUAGUUGAAUCUCUCUACAUUAUCAGUUGCUAUGGGACCUUAGUGGAGCACAUGAUGGAGCCCCGACCCCUCAGCACUGCUCCCAAGAUAAGUGAUGACACUCCCCUGGAGAUGAUGACAUCACCUCGGGCCAGCUGGACUCUAGUGAGAACACCUCAAUGGAAUGAAUUGCAGCCACCAUUUAAUGCAAACCACCCUCUGCUACUUGCUGCAGAUGCAGUGCAAUAUUACCAGUUCCUGCUUGCUGGCCUGGUUCCCCCUGGAAGUCCUGGACCUAUUACUCGACAUGGGUCUUAUGACAGUUUAGCCUCCGACCACAGUGGACAGGAAGAUGAAGAAUGGCUGUCCCAGGUUGAAAUUGUAACACAUACUGGACCUCACAGGCGUCUGUGGAUGGGUCCACAGUUCCAGUUCAAAACCAUCCACCCCUCAGGCCAAACCACAGUCAUAUCAUCGAGUUCAUCUGUGUUACAGUCUCAUGGUCCCAGUGACACUCCACAGCCUCUUUUGGAUUUUGAUACAGAUGAUCUUGAUCUCAAUAGUCUCAGGAUCCAGCCAGUCCGCUCUGACCCAGUCAGCAUGCCAGGGUCAUCCCGUCCAGUCUCUGAUCGAAGGGGAGUUUCCACAGUGAUUGAUGCUGCCUCAGGUAGAAACCCUCCUCCCAAUGUACAUUUGGCAUUUCUGUGCACUUAAAAUUUAUUUUCUUGAACAGUAUAGAAAAUGAUAUUCAUUUUCCUGCCUCUAUUUUUUCCUUUUGGAAUUGUCUGUGUUUUAAUAUAGCACUGUGCCUAUAUUCAUUACUAAACAGUGCCAUGCAUUUAAACAUUAAGUUUGGUGAAUGAUUUGGUGGAGUUGGCACUUGAUUAAAUAUAAUGAACAUAGUAUUGAAGGCUACGGGGUUGAUGACUGUCGUGCCUUUGAUCACUGAAAUGUAGAGACGCAACCUUGACACAGAACGUAAAUACAAUAUAUGGAUUCAAUUUACUCAGCCUGUGGAAUAUCAAAGUGCCUGAUCUGUGGAAGCAGAAAGAGUCCAAAUGCUAUAGCUUGGAUAGUUUUAUUAUUGAAAGCAUAAAGUUUAGAAAUUCAUUAACUUAACUCUGGUCUAUCUAUAACAGUUAUUAAUUUCCUAUCCUUAGAAUCAGCCUAUGAAUAUGUAUCAUUAGUACUUAGAAGGAAACCUUUGCCUUUGUAGGUAACAGCGAAGCCUACUAAAUAAUUGAACUGUUUGUAAUGAUAUAUUGUCUCAUCUCUAAGAUGAGUGAUAAAGUAAGGAUAGUGAUGCCUUGCAUUAAUAGUACAGCUGGGGAACAUCUGAAGACAGCAUGCAGCCGGAUUUUGUCAAAAAAGUCUCUCACAAGUAGAAUUAUUAAAUACUCAGCAUUAGUCAAACAGUUGAGUCAGAGAGGAGAGGGUUUUAAUCUGUGGCAAUUUCAGAAUCCCUGGAGACUGCCGAUUUGAUUGAGGCUUAAACUUGUGAAAGAAAAUGGAAACCAUCACAACAAAACUGAUUUGUUACUCUGUCUCUUAAUGUAUUUUUAAGUUUCAGAGCUAAUGGGUUUUGUGUAUUUUCUUAGCUUUCUGGCUUUUUUGGUCAUUGAAUUAUACCUGUAUCACAUUGAGCUAUCCACAUCUAGAGCUACCCCUUAAUUUUUAAUGGAAACUAUUUGUUUAGAAGAUAUAAUCUUGUUUCCUUGCUUUGACUUGGAAAACAUGGUUGUCCCCUGGAAAUGAACACAGAAAUGGGCAAUGUCUAUCUUUGUUUCCCUGCAUCAAAUGGGAUAUUAAGAUAGGUAACUUAACUAUUUUUGGUAGUCUAAACCUGACAGUACUAAGAAUUACCAUUUACAAUCUGAGGAAUGUUAUGUAUUUUAAUCUGAAGUAUUUUACUCAACAUUGUAAGAGUAAGCCAUAUUGGGCUUUUAAAUCAUUCCUAGACUACAGUGUUACUAAUGUUUUCCUGUCUAGUCAUUACCUGAAACCCAUGCUGCCUACACAAUUACCAUGUGUUUUUAAGGCUGGCAUAUUCAAAACUAUAUAGUCUGAGGCAAUAAUCCAUAUUUAACAUGUAAUAAUUUUAACUUUAUGGAGAGUUGUCUCAUGAAAAAGGAGAAACUUCAGUGAAUUGUUGUAUAUAUUGGUUUAACUCUGAAAGGAGUAUUUAAAUUGAUUUUUGAGUAACAAGUUAGAUCUUUACCCUUGACUUAUGUACAUUGCCAUUAGAGAUACAUCCUAGGAAUUUCUAGGAUAUUACUCUAUGGCCUCAAUCCUCUGCCUGAAAGUACCAACCUUUUGGGUAGGGAAAGGAUUUUUUUGGUGGCUAAGCUCUAUUAUUAUUUUUUCUAGGCCUCUUUUCCCUCCAGAAACAGCCAGGACAAUGAAACGUGUGUGCUGCUUUCUCUAGCUUUGAACUAAAGACGUCUUAUAGAUGAGGAAUUGGACUUUUAUGAAUUAUUCUGUCUCCAGCUACCUCUCAAAUGGUUUGGAACCCUUUUGAAUAAGGAGUAUAUGUUGUCCAACACAUUUUUUGAGUGAAUAAUGUUUUGUUGUGGAACUUCCAUCUACUUUAUCUAAUUGGAUCACGGUUGUUAACGGAAUUACUUUUCUACUGAGGCUAAAUGAUUGGAGUUCUUUAUGAAAAGAAAUUCUAAUUUAGAUUCUUCUAUUAAAACGAGUGUAAUAAAUUUUUGUAAUUACUCCUAAACCAGGAAGUGCUUCUCUCAUUAUGACCUAUGCAUGAGAGUCCACUAUAUAUUAGAAAGAUGCUUAUCGUGGAGUUUAAUUGCUUGUUGUUUGAAGAUUGUCACCAUUGAGGUCUCCUUUAUCAGGUUUCUAGUAUUUUAUAUGACUUAAUGUAUUGUCUUUUUAAUUGUCCCUAUGACCUAUUUUAUAGUCAUCCUUCAAAUUUAGUGACAACUCUACCUCUGUCUAACCUGGGAGUGGAAUGAUCCCAUGUCUUAUAAUUGUUUUCAGAGGUACAGAAAUAAAAUUUAGUACUGUUCAGAAAAUACUUUUAUAGUUACCACAGUUUUCUAAUUCAAAAUAUUUUAUAUAAGCCUUUGAGUCUACAUUUUAUGUUUUAGAUAUCUAUAUGUUAAUUUAGCAAUGUUAUUCUGGUGAAACCAAAAGAGAUGAGUAAGGUAUUGUAUCAUUUUUGCUAAGAUUUUCCUCAUAAUUUCUUUCUUUUACUGGUAUUGGAACUCAGGGCCUCAUGCUUGCCACUUGAGCCACUCUGCCAGCCUCCAUAGUUUCUUUAUCAUGUAGUAAAUGUCUGUUUUACUCCUUUACCUAGAAACACAUUCCUUCAAGUACAUAUAUUUUUUUAUUAACUUACUGAUUUAAGAACAGGGUACAUUCUAUGCCCUUAGAUACCUAUGGGCUAGCUUCUUACUAUCUACAUAUAGUAUUUAGUUCCUUAGUAGCUUUGUAAGUACUUGAGGAGUUAGCUGUUAUUCUUAUAACAACUCUUUCAUCUUAUCUUUGGUGAUGAUAAAAUACUAUUCUGCUUAAGAUUUGUAGGUUAGAUAAUUAUGAAAUGUUCCAUUCUUCAUUAAGGAGAACAACAUUGUGGAAAUGGACAUUUAAUAGGAUUUUAACAUCAGAAAAAGGUUUCUAGAGCAGAUGGGUCUGGAGGCUCAAUUUAUCCCACAUUGAACUGAUUACAAAGUGUCUUGGAAACAUAAACACCAUUUUCUGAUAAAGCAUUGUAUUAAUUCCUUAACUUUUUUCCCUAUAAAUUAUUUUUGCUUUAGAUAUCUAAGAUUCUUUUCUCAUUGUUUGUACCACAUAAUAUGUGCUGUUUGUUUUCAGAAACACAUAGGACUUCGGAAGAAAAAGUAGAAAGAUAGCUGCCAGAUUCUUCACUGAUGUUUUCGUCCCACACAUGGUAGACUAUACCUUUUAGGUAACUUAAUGGCACCUUUGGGGUCAAGUCAAAGAGAUCCUAUAAAGGGGUUAGGGAUGCAGUUCAGUAGUACAACACUUGACUAGCAUGAUACAAGGCACUGGCUUCAAUAACCAGCCCUCCUACCAUGGAGAUCGAUGUUUACCAACAAAGAAAUCAAGGCAUAAAUAAAGGACACACAUGCCUUGCUUGCCUGCAGAAGAGACUCCAUUUAAGACUACAAUGAAGUAAAAUUUUAUAAUGAAAAGUUAGGGCUGGUGGUAUAGCUCAAGUGGUAGAGCACUUACCUACCAAGUGCAAGGACCUGAGUUUAAA